Seminavis robusta is the source of this 848-nucleotide messenger RNA. Lineage: Eukaryota; Bacillariophyta; Bacillariophyceae; Naviculales; Naviculaceae. The record is from the annotation of a GenBank genome assembly.
AUGGUGAAGUAUGGGUACGAUCAGACAGAGUUUAUCAAGGAUGUGCGCACGAAGACAGAUGCGGAUGGAGUAAUGCCAACCUGCCCCCACUGCAAAUGCAACAAAUACAUUGACAUUGGGCGCUCUAGAUGGAUUGAGUCGCCCAAGAUUCUCUUUGGUAUUGACAGUCACCGCUACCUUGAUACGAAACUGUACUACUGCCGAAACUGCACCAAGCAUUUCAAUGGUUUUAACAAGACGUCACUGCAGCUGGAUUCACAUCUCUGGGUUGGCUUGUUUGACUUCCAUCUCACCGAUACCUUUGCUGUUGAUGCACAACUCUACAGUGACAUCAUUAACUCGACAGAUCAAACCUCUACAGCUAUAGCGAAGAAGUAUGCUCAGAGAGUAUUUGACAAGUAUGUGAGCGAUUUUCACUACUAUCUUUAUGCUGUGCGAGGAAACAAAGUGAGAGCAGAAAGGACCGAUGUAAGCAGUGCUGACAGGACACAGAGGACUUUGGAUGAUAUGGUUGCACCGCCCACCCAGUUAACAGACAUGCAGAUGACAGUGUCGACAUUGCAGAGACUUCUAAGGAAAGCCAAAUUCCACCAAAGUCAUACAGACGCCAUGGUAGAAGAUGACCUCGAUUUCAAGGACGUCGUGUCACGCAAGAAGAACAGAAAUGAGAUGAAAGCUCCUUUGUCAGGCAUUGGUGUUGGGAAGAUGAGGGACUUGAUUGCUGUUGGUGUUCACAAUGGCAGACAAUUGUUGCAGUAUGACAACCUCAGUAACAAAUUCAAGAAGGAUGUCCUCAAUGGGUGGAAACGAAAGGUUGACGCAAUAUUCAAAGAGAGGAAACGCGAGGC